UCCAAAAUCGGUUGGAAUAUUAACCACCGUCCCUACUCCCCUCCUUCCCGGCUAACCACUAGUGCUGAGAUAGAGGAACACCGGAUAACGAGGCUGCUUCUCUUGUGCAUAUAUUUGUGUAGAUAUAAAUAAGCGUCUCCUCCUGCUGCGCUACUUGCAGAUCGAUCCAUCCCAACACCCUGCGUUCUUUUCUCUAUCCUAUAUCUUGCAUGCCGAUGAGGGAGGGAUUCUUCUAGUUCAUUCGAUCGAUCGGACCCAGCUUCUGCUGUCCAUCUAUAUAUCUGGUAGCUUGAUUUGUUGCUGUGCCGCCGGCGAUUAACAUGGACCGCUUCGCCGAGACCGAGGGGAAGAGGGCGCACGACCCGCUCUACAGCCCGCGCCGCGCCGCCAGGGCCACGGCCACCGGCUUCCCCGUCGGCGAGCACGGGGAGGUGUUCGCGGGGCCGCUGAUCGUCGGCGCGGGGCCGGCGGGGCUCGCGGUGGCGGCGUGCCUCACCAUGCGCGGCGUGCCGUACGCGCUGCUCGAGCGCCACGGCUGCAUCGCCUCGCUGUGGCGCCACCGCACGUACCGCCGCCUCCGCCUCCACCUGCCCAAGCGAUACUGCGAGCUGCCGCUCAUGCCCUUCCCGUCCAGUUAUCCCGAGUACCCCACCAGGGAGCAGUUCCUCGACUACCUCGAGGAGUACAUCCGCACCUUCGGCAUCAGGCCCUUCUUCCGCCAGGAGGUCGUCAGCGCCGAGUUCGACGGCGAGUUGUGGUGCGUGCGCACCAAGGAGAUCGUCACGGCCACGAUCGACGGCGGCAAGGAGGCCGUCCUCAGCACCGCCACCAGGGAGUACCGCUCUAAAUGGCUUGUCGUCGCUACGGGUGAGAACGCCGAGCCCGUCGUGCCGGAGAUCGACGGCAUCGACUGCUUCAAGGGCCAGGUCAUGCAUUCGUGUGAUUACCGCAGCGGCGAGCCCUACCAGGGCAGCAAGGUGCUCGUCGUCGGCUGUGGCAACUCCGGCAUGGAGGUCUCCCUCGACCUCUCCAACCACAAUGUGCACACCUCCAUGGUUGUGCGUGACACGAUGCAUGUUCUUCCAAGGGAGAUUAUGGGGCUCUCCACCUUUGGGUUGUCCUUGUGGCUUCUCAUGUGUUUAUCAGUCCAGACAGUUGAUAAGAUCCUCCUCCUCCUCACGCGGCUCGUGCUAGGGGACACUGCACGUCUUGGCAUUCCUCGGCCUAGCAUUGGCCCAAUGGAGCUGAAGAAAAUCUCCGGGAAGACGCCGGUGCUUGAUGUGGGCACCAUUGCCAAGAUCAAGUCUGGGGACAUUAAAGUGCUCCCGGCAAUUCAAAGUUUUCGAGAGCAUGAUGUGAAGUUUAUCGAUGGCAAGACCGAAGACUUUGAUGCUGUGAUCCUUGCCACCGGUUACAAAAGCAAUGUUCCUUAUUGGUUGAAGGAGAACGAUUUUUUCUUUGAGAAAGAUGGAUUUCCACGCAAACCAAAUGAAUGGAAAGGAAAGAAUGGGCUCUAUGCUGCUGGAUUCUCAAGACGUGGACUCCUUGGCGUGUCAAUAGAUGCCACGAAGAUUGCUGAUGACAUUGCACGGUGUUGGAGUGACAUAGGGUAUGAAAAACACAAGACCAAAUGAUACCCAAUUGGCUUCAAAAAUUUUGUGAAUACGUGUACUAGUCUAUUUACUUAUCAUUCUAACUGGUAGAUACGCUAGGAAAGACAAAUGCUAAGCGCUUAUCUAUCAGCAUACUCGUAUAGUUAAACUAGGCUAGUACAUGUAGCAUUUCCCCCCAUUAUUUCCAUGUUGUAAAUAAAUCAUAUUUAACCAUUUUUCACCUUUUAGUUUUGCUCUAACAUUAGAGAGCCACCAAAUAGGAUUUGAAUCUGAGAGACAUGAGGGUGAUUUGUUUUUUCCCCUUAUUCUUUUUCAAAAGAUUCUUUUAUUUUGGCAAAUGAUGUAAGUUUUUUUU
Messenger RNA from Setaria italica (foxtail millet), 1968 nucleotides. Its product is annotated as indole-3-pyruvate monooxygenase YUCCA2. The record is from RefSeq and is a predicted model, not a curated record. NCBI's taxonomy places the organism in Eukaryota, Viridiplantae, Streptophyta, Magnoliopsida, Poales, Poaceae. Gene Ontology annotation, biological process: auxin biosynthetic process. Bases 321 to 1634 code for a protein of 437 amino acids. Gene Ontology annotation, molecular function: NADP binding; flavin adenine dinucleotide binding; N,N-dimethylaniline monooxygenase activity. The transcript is spliced from 4 exons.